AUGGAUGGUCUCCUGGAGGCCUGGCCGUCGCCCUUUUCCCCCAUCGCAUGGAAAAUUAUUGGCACGUUCGCAGCAUUCGAAGCACUUCUUCAGGUUCUGUUGCCUGGAAAGGAAUUUGUUGGACCAGUUUCACCAGCUGGAAACCGACCAAUUUAUUGGUGUAACGGAUUCCAAGCAUACAUGGUCUCCAUUGUCACAUACAUCUUCAUCUGGAGAGCCGGGUGGUUCAACCCGUCCCUCGUGUACGACAACUUCGGCAGCAUCCUCUCUGCUCUCAACGUCGUCAGCUUGCUCCUCUGCCUCUUCCUCUACGCCAAGGGUCACCUUGCUCCGUCGUCCUCUGACUGGGGUUCUUCCGGAAACUUUAUUCAAGACUUCUUCUGGGGCAUGGAGCUGUACCCACGCAUCGGCAAGUACUUCGACAUCAAGACGUUCACCAACUGCCGCUUUGGCAUGAUGUCAUGGGCGCUGCUGGCCGUCACGUACGCCAUCAAGCAGCUGGAGGCGAGCGGCAGUGUAGCGGAUUCCAUGGUUGUGAGCGUGGCGCUCAUGCUGGUUUACAUCUCCAAGUUCUUCUACUGGGAGUCGGGGUACUGGAGCACUAUGGACAUCCAGCACGACCGCGCCGGCUACUACCUCUGCUGGGGAUGCAUGGUGUGGGUGCCCUGCAUCUACACCUCGCCCGCCCUCUACCUCGUCAACCACCCCCUGCACCUCGGCACUCCUGUGAGUACCGGUCCUCCCAGCGUGCCUCUCCGCGUGCCUGCUUGUCUGCCUGCUUGCUUCUCUCUCUGCCUCCCUGCUUGUCUCCCUGCUUACCCCCCCCUUCUCUACCCAUUCCCAUUAUUUCUUCUCCCCCAAUCUGCCCUCCUUGCAUGCAUUGAACCAGUCGCUCUGGCCAUGUUUCUGUGCGGCUGUGCAUGCAUUGCAAUCAACUAUGACUCGGACCGCCAACGACAGCACUUCCGGUCCACACAUGGCCGCUGCACCAUCUGGGGCCGCCCUCCUGCCAAGAUUGAAGCAGACUACGUGACAGAGAAGGGCGAGAACAAGAAGAGCCUGCUGCUUGCUUCAGGAUGGUGGGGGCUCUCACGCCACUUCCACUACGUGCCUGAAAUCCUUGCUUCUUUCUUCUGGACCUUCCCAGCGCUCUUCAACAAUGGAAUUCAGUAUUUCUACUGCAUCUACCUCACAGUCCUCCUAUUCGACCGAGCUGUUCGUGAUGACGUGCGCUGCAAAAAGAAGUAUGGCAAGUUCUGGGACAAGUACUGCAAGUUGGUACCUUACAAGGUGGUUCCUGGCAUCUUUUAG
This is a messenger RNA of Closterium sp. Naga37s-1, 1311 nucleotides long. The record is from the annotation of a GenBank genome assembly. NCBI's taxonomy places the organism in Eukaryota, Viridiplantae, Streptophyta, Zygnematophyceae, Desmidiales, Closteriaceae.